Messenger RNA from Rosa rugosa (rugosa rose), 1871 nucleotides. RefSeq names its product tRNA nucleotidyltransferase cca2-like. Gene Ontology annotation, molecular function: ATP:3'-cytidine-cytidine-tRNA adenylyltransferase activity; RNA binding. The transcript has a single exon. Lineage: Eukaryota; Viridiplantae; Streptophyta; Magnoliopsida; Rosales; Rosaceae. Gene Ontology annotation, biological process: tRNA 3'-terminal CCA addition. The record is from RefSeq and is a predicted model, not a curated record. Bases 95 to 1648 code for a protein of 517 amino acids.
UUUUUGUUUCCUCAUCAACAUCAACAACUCUGUUUGUGUGUGCUGUGUUCUUAAUUCUUCUUGGCGUUAACAAUUUUGGAGUUUUCCGCCACACAUGUCUACGACCAGCCUACGAGUGAGGGACAACAUUGAACUUGAUGAAACUGAGGAGAGAAUUUUCAAAUUGUUGUUCAGGAUGAUUGAGCAUUGUAACCUGAAGACGGAGCUUCGCGUCGCCGGUGGAUGGGUCCGGGAUAAGCUUCUGGGACAAGAGUGCAAGGACAUUGACAUUGCUUUGGAAAAUAUGACCGGCAAAGACUUUGCUGAGAAUGUCCAAAAGUACAUGACCUCUGUGGGUGAAAAAGCUCAAGGAAUUGCUGUGAUUGGAAGCAAUCCGAAGCAAUCAAAGCACUUGGAAACGGCGAGGAUGCGCAUUUUUGGAUUGUGGAUUGAUUUUGUGAACUUGCGUUGUGAAGAGUAUAGUGACAACAGUCGCAUUCCUAGUGACCAAAAAUUUGGCACACCGGAACAAGAUGCAAUGAGGAGGGAUCUGACUAUCAAUAGCUUGUUCUACAAUGUUAAUACUAAAUCAGUUGAGGAUUGGACUGAUAGAGGAAUUAAUGAUUUGAAAUCCGGGAUAAUUGUGACUCCUCUACCACCAAUGGAGACCUUGUUGGAGGAUCCGCUACGAGGUCUUCGAGCUAUCCGGAUUUGCGCAAAGCUAGAUGGAUUCAUACUAGAUGAAGGACUAAAGGAAGCUGCUGCAAGUGAUGAAGUGAGAGCUGCAUUUGCUACUAAAAUCAGCAGAGAGCGAAUCGGAGCUGAAAUUGAUCUCAUGAUCUGUGGCAAUCAUCCUGCCCGAGCUAUGAAGGAUAUGUGUUACUUGAAGUGGUUUUGGGAUGUCUUCAGUCUUCACCCUCAGUGUGAGCCACCAUCGGAAGGAUGCGACAGGGCUUGUGUAGCUUACUUGGAUUGUGUAUGUAGCCUUGUUCCGGUAAUUGGGCGCACUACUUUUGAUGAUGAACAGAGAAGGCUCUCUUAUUAUGCUGCUAUGUUCCUCCCACUUAGGAAGAACAUGUACAGGGAUGAGAAAGGUAAAGUUUUUCCUGUGGUGAAUUACAUUUUCAGAUACUCCCUUAAGCAAAAAGUCAGUGAUGCUGAAAGUGUUAUGAAGAUACACUAUGCAUUUGAGAAGUUCUUACCUUUGCUUCCUCACUUUGGAUCCAAUGGAGCUGAUGUUCAACAAGCUGAAGAUGAUUUGGGAAUUGGAGAAUAUGUUGAUGAUGUCUCUGUUACUUCAAAAGAAUCAAAACUCCGAGUAUUGACAGGAUUUCUCUUGCGAGAAGUAAAAGAUUUUUGGCGAGUUGCUUUGCUCAUUUGUUGUGCGCAAGAUCCUUUGGACAAGAACUUCACACUAGAAGAUCGAAGAGCAUUGUUUAGACAAGUUGAAAGGGCCAUAGUUGAUGAUUUAGGUCUUGACAAAGUCUGGGAUGUAAAGCCAUUACUUGAUGGAAAGGCUAUCAUAACAAAUUUGCAGCUUAUAUCUGGAGGACCAGCUGUCAGUAAAUGGCAAAGGAAAGUACUUGCAUGGCAGCUAGCUCAUCCUUCCGGGACUGCAGAGGAAUGCACAGAGUGGAUGAUGGAAACUCAUUCUUCAAAUUACAAUUAAAACUUUAAUAUCAGCAUGUUAUUAGUCGACACUAAAAAUGUACAACUUCGAGUUCAAUGGUUCACUUCAACUUUUCAUAAGCAUGGCCACUUGGGUGAAGCAGAAUCAAACUCUUGAAGAAAGUGAUAUUAUUCUUUGGUGGUUGGUUUCUCCGAUUUAUUAUUGUAGUAGUGGUAGCUUGCCUUCUUAGAGUUGUAUGUAACUAUUUGAUAUGUAAAUGUUG